This is a messenger RNA of Annulohypoxylon truncatum, 3242 nucleotides long. RefSeq lists its product as uncharacterized. NCBI's taxonomy places the organism in Eukaryota, Fungi, Ascomycota, Sordariomycetes, Xylariales, Hypoxylaceae. The transcript has 2 exons. The record is from RefSeq and is a predicted model, not a curated record. The coding region runs from base 1 to 2694 and encodes 897 amino acids.
AUGGCCGAUAUUUCAGCAACUGCGUACCUCGCGUACAAACACGAUACGAAUGUAUUCCUCUCUUGGAUGAACCAAUCGUCUCAAAAGUGUGGCUGGAAACCACGACGAGCACAGAAAGAGAUCAUACCUGGAAUUAAGACCACUGUGAAGCCGGCCCCACGACUCAAAGGCAAGGAACGGAAAAAGGCGAAGCAAGCAGAAGCAGCAGCUGAGGCCAAGAAAUCAUCGGAUACCCUUGAACAGGUUUCUUCCAAGAGUACAGUGUCAACGGUCGAACUCGUUGAACAGAUCGAGAUUCUUAGUCGCGCAGUCACGAGAAGAACGGCAGAACCAAUGCCGUUCAGUGUACGGAGGGCCCUCCAGCGUUGCAUCAAGGCAAGAGAGCGGUUCGCUCGCUGGUACAAAAGCUCCAACUCCUGUUCUAGCAGCAAACUAGAAUCUCACGAUCAUUUCAUCAAUAUCUUGAAGAAAGCGACGUGUUUAUUCCAAGGAGAAUAUGGUUUUAACCAACCGCAAAAGCCUCAACCCAGCGAGAUGAGUCAGAAAGAUACGUUCACAAAUAUAUUCGAGUGUCUUGAACUAGAGGACGUAUCUGAACCGGAUGAACCAGAUAUUCUAGAAGAUGGAGAUGUUUCGCCAGAAUCUUCCGGAGCAGAUGAAUCAGUGAAACUCGAUAUUUUCGAUAUUGAACCUCUGGAUGCUGAACUCGACUUUGCCAUCUUCUCACUCUUCGAAGACGUACAUCGUAUGCGGGCAGAGGCGCAGCGCAUAUUCCACAGACUUAUGGAUGGUAAUAUUAGUCUUGUGAACGCAACAUUAUCUAUCGCUGUGGCAUUCGACAUGAUUAGAAAAGCCGAGGAAGAAGCCCUGAAAUUGGUCGAUAUGGGUCUGUCCAACGAGUUUUCCGAGUUCAAGGAAAGAUGGUUCUCGCGCGGCGCUUAUCCUGCCUUUUCUGCCAAAUUGACAAACGAUCGGCUGUUUCAAAAAGAGGGCGAGAUAACGGCUCCGUUAGAAUCUUGGAGCGCGUAUGAAGAAUUCAUUCUUCUGCCGCUUGGGGCGACAUUGAGAGAGAUGAAUGAGCGUUCGGAAGCCCUUGCAGCAGGAUUAUCAGACCUUUUCCACCCUUUCAUGUCCAUAUCUACGUUCUAUAAGGAUGUACCGGAGAUGCUUAAUGAUAGUCGGAUCCAAAGAGGCGUAGCGGAAGAUCGUCUUCUCAAACACUUCUAUUACGAGAUGAGAUUCAUAGAGGAUCUUAAGGAAGGUCUCUUCGACGGUUUUAUCCAUGGCGACCUCGAUAAGCCUGAAUCUCAAAGAAGGAUGAGAAAAUCGGCCCUGCCCUUCUAUGACCUUUUCCACAGCGUCCUUCGCUCAACAUGGAAACAUGGUACGGUCAGCUUCGAAGCCGCCUUCGCCGCCAGGGUGAUGCUUGACAUGCACGAGAUUUGUGACACAUCGCUACAUAAUUCAUACACACCACCGAAGGAUGUCACAAUUUAUGCAGACAGAUAUGGGUUUCCUAAAAAGGCCGGUGUUGCUGUGGACUUGUGGGUACGGGAUCUCGAGAUACCUGAUGAGGAAGAGGUUCGGAUCCUUGUGACUCAAGUCCGUAGGAGAAUAGACCACGAUUUGAACGGCAAUGCCCUCUGGCUAUUAGCACGACGAAAAAUGGGAGAAAGUUUGAUGUCAAAACGGCAAGAAAUGGCAGAGUGCGAUAAGGAGUGCGCAGAAGUUCGUUAUGGGGUCUGGCUUCACAGUUCUAGCACGUUUCUACUGGACAGAAAUGUGUUGUAUGGCGGGACUGCGGUAUUGGACAUGAUCACAAUAUCAGAGAUGGCUGAAAUUAGAAUCGCAGACUACAACUUUUCUAUCUUCUCUGUGGCCCAUAUCUACAAUGCCGCUAGACAACUUGCUGGGCUGGAUAUAUCCUGGCCUGAGAUGGACCGAGUAAUAGAACUCCAGAAGGAUUCUAUUUUCGCGAACGACAUCCCAACGACAUCAAAAGAGGUGUCAAGACGGUUUCUGUACCGAACAGGGCUGUCCGCUCUGAAGAAAAUCCAUCGCACCCUACUAGGAUCUGGACCUCGACCGUGGAACCUACAGCCUACACCUACAUCAGCCAUACUACGAGAGUAUUUCAAUGGCAAAAGUACUCUUCCAAGGAUGGUCCAUCAACUCCAGGAGAAGGCCGCUGAAUAUGAAGCGAGUAAGGGCCACAAACAAUCUAGCCGAGCAUCACAAGGGUCAUCGCCGACACCAGGCUCCACAAAAAAGGACCAACGGCAAGUAACGUUGACAAAGGCUCUACAACGCGUCGAAGAUUAUCUUGACGCCGUACUUCCCGACAUUCAAUUCGACUAUCUUAACCUCACGCGUACCUGCAACCGACUUCUGGCAUCGUUAAGACUAGAGCUUAUUGCCCAUCUAGGGAUUGACUAUGAGGUAUCCGACUCUGACACACCACGGAAGUCCUUUGUUCCUGCCGAAAUGGCCCUUAUGAUAGUACUCGAGAAUCAUGCGGCCUCAAUUUUCUACGACAUGGCCAGUCGUAAGGCUAAAAAGAAGGAUGACUCGGAGGACGGCGGUGCCAAGUUAUCGCCCAUUGGCGAGCAGCUCAAGCAUACAGCAACGUUCCUAAAGAAGUUUUUAACGGAAGAGGCUAGACGCGCUUCUGCUCCACAGGACGGGCCUACUUGAUAUGUACGAGUCAUGAAGAUGACGCCGGACUCUCUGAGGUAAGUACUUCACCACCGCCGUUCUAAUCAAAGAACAUGGACCUCUUUACGAUUCACAUCAGAUGCUAACUGUCGGCGAUAGUCAGUCAUCAAGGACCCGAGUCAUCAAAGAUUUAUUCACACGAGAGUCGCAAUAGUUGCGCAUCGGCGGAAUUAAAACGUAGCUAUGAAGGAAAAUAUCACGAGAGCUCACAUAUGAGAUAUUUGACCCUAGGUCGGUGGUUAUCUAAGCUAUCGCCGACUGUGUAUGUUAUAAGAACAAGAUUGCGGUUUCCAUGGACGGAGGCGGGAGACGGGAGACGUUGCUUUAAAGGAUAAGGAGACAGUUCUUUCCAGGUGAGGAACGGUGCUCCUGCCCGAGGAUGGGAGGCAAGAACUUCCCAAUUCGUGGAUGUUCUCGACCAGGAAGGGGCGGUGGAAAUGGCAGCAGGCCUAAUUAACGGCGGGAAGGAACAGGGGUCAUUUGCAAAAAUGCCGAAGGCAGGAGCAAGACUCUAGGCCACACUCUAG